AUGUGGAGCACGAAGGACGUCCUAGUGAACCUGUGCAUCCUGCUGUUUCUUUUCGAACGUGCGAGCUGUCUCAUUAUCCCGGAAGAAUUGCCCACGAUACUGUCGCUGAUCUACUCCAACAUACCGCCUAUAAAGAAAGGUACAGACUCGAGGAUCGGCGUCGGCUUUCGACUCGGCGAACACGCCGAUUUUCAGGUACUGUUGGAGCUAGGACCGCAGACCGAAACCGAUCCGAUUGGAAAUGUCGAUUCGAAGAGACGUCGAGACGCGUUGCUGAACGCAGCGAUGAGAGGAGAGCUCGGACCGUUGGCUCAGGCUGUGGCCAAGUAUCAGAUGGAACGGAAAUUACAGAGGGAAUUGGAGAGAUUGAAGAAGGCGGAGGAGAAGCUGAACGCGGUGGCCUCGACGGAAAACGACGACAAGAAGACCGAAGCUGGUGAAUGGUUAACAAAGUGGAGCAAUGAGAUGGUUAGAUCGUCGGAGGACCAACCGUCGCAGAGCGUGUCGACGUCGACGAGAAACCAGAGUGUACUGAGGAUAGGACGACCGCGUGAAUCGGUCGGGAAGAAAACUACGGUUACCGACUUGAAGAAGCUCUACGAAACGCCGACUGACGAAAAAACCGAGUGA
Habropoda laboriosa is the source of this 630-nucleotide messenger RNA. RefSeq lists its product as uncharacterized. The record is from RefSeq and is a predicted model, not a curated record. The coding region runs from base 1 to 630 and encodes 209 amino acids. The transcript has 5 exons. Lineage: Eukaryota; Metazoa; Arthropoda; Insecta; Hymenoptera; Apidae.